GUAUGUAGUUAGCUAACACAACUAUACUGCUGUCUGUUUAAUAUCUGGUACUGCAUCUUAGUGCAUCCCUACCGGUUAGCAGCAUAGUGUACAAGAUAAAAAUCCUCCGCUUCUUCCGGUCCAAGCCGGAAGCUGCUUUCGCUUGUUUACGUUUUUCGAGGGUCUUGCUAACUGGCGAACAAAAACGCUAGCAGCUUUUCCGAAAUGAUGGGUAACAGGUGAUUAGGUUUGUGCAUUUAGAACAGUUUCCAGCGGUGUUUUGGCUCUGUGCUGCUUUGGGCCAUGGCCUCAGCUCGCUGCUGCCGCUGCCUCUGGCUGACGGUACCGCUGCUCCUGCUGCGGUGGCCGGGGCUGCUGGUCGCGGCUGAGCAGGUCGCUCUGGUGGAGGUUUUCCUGGAGCAGCGGCCCGGUGUCAGCGCUCUGCUCCAAGGGGAGGUGGUGGAGUCCAGCAAGGGCAGCAGGAGCUCCGAGCACCGGGACGAGGACAAAGAAGAGCUGGAGGGAGAGCUGGUCCUGGUUCAGGAUGAGGAGAUGCAGGGGAGUGGAGAAAAAAGCGAGGACGACACCAAAGAGCAGGAGCCAUGGAUCGGGGUGGUGCCUGUGGAGAUGGACGACAGCAAAGCCUCCACUGGAAACCAGGAGUCCUUUGCUGAUGCAAUGGUCAAUAAAAUGAAGCGGGCACUGGUCCUCGGAGCGUCUGCACUGAUUAUUCUGGCUCUCAACCAAAACACAGUCAGUGAGAUGGAUCUGUCUCAGGUGCUGUCCAAACCCAUCAUUGUGAUCCAGACGUCUGAAAAUGUCACCAAGCUGAUAGGAGCUCUGCUCAGGGGUCUGCAAGCGACAGCAAAAAUCACAUACAAGACCAUUCUGCAGGACAACCUGGGAGCCACGCUCACGCUGUGGUCCAGCUGCGGUCGAUCCAGAGGGGGUCGCUACGGAGAGUGGCAGGGGGUCAUCUGCACGGGAGAGACGAACUCUCAGGUCCAGACGUACCUGCAGCAGCUGUGGGACACUGUCCUCCUGGUGGCUCUGAUCCUCAGCACUGGAGUCAUCGUCCAGGCUCGCUGGCAGUACCAGGACCACCAGCUGAACGACGACUUGGAGCUCCUUCCCAAACAGGACGUUCUGAAGAGAAUGUCCUCCCUGAAGACCAAAACAUAUCGCCAGCCCAAACCGUGGUGUGACCCGUCCCAGCCGGUGGAGACGGACAACUGUGCAGUCUGUCUGGAGCCGUUCAACAACAACCAGUGUCUGCGGGUGCUGCCGUGUCUUCACGAGUACCACAGAGAUUGUGUUGACCCCUGGCUGCUGCUGCAGCACACCUGUCCUCUGUGUAAACGCAGCAUCCUCAGCAGCGUCUGCAAAGACAGUUAACAGUCACCUCACCUCUCCUGCUGCAUCAGCUCUGGGAAUCAACUUUCAUCUCUUCCUCUGUGACGCUCCAGUAGCCGUUUUGAUUUUGUUCUUUUUAACUGACCUCACGCUCCCUCCUUCCAGCGAUGGAUUGUGGGAGCAAAUAUACACUUCUCACAGCAGCUGGUGGGCCGCCUGGACUGUGGAGCAGUCUGAUUUUGACGUCUGACCUUCGGGUGGGUGCUGCAGGUCUCACAGACAUAGAGUGGUAGUGUAAACACAAUAUGAUGAAGUACUGUACAGUGGUACUGUUGUGUGUGAACAGUACUUCUUCCUGGGAUCAUGUUACUGUACAAUUGUAGUAAUAAUUGUUUGUAUGUGUGAUAUAUGGCAGUGAAGACGUGGCUCUUCACGCAAACACCUUCUGCUCUGUGUUGGUGCAAACAGCUGAGCAACAAUACAGCAGUUAGCAGUAGUUUCUGCACGGACAUUCAAUGCUUUAUGGUUUUAAGCACGGAGGUCCAAAUGAUGUCAAUAAUCCACUUAUUAAGUGGACUAACAGAAUUUUAACAUGACUCAUGUAGUGUCCGAACUCAUACUUUGCUAUUACAUGUUAGCUGUAGAGGUUCUGUAGUUGUAGUCCAGAAGUAACUGUGCUACAGUCGGUAGCAGAAAAAGUGUUUGCACUUGUCCUUAACAUGCCUUAUGACUUUACUGCAGAGUGAAAAAACCCAAGCCACACACACACACCCUCAAUUCUGCUUUGACGCUUGAGUUUUGUAUGUUACAGAAGCUGAUUUAGUUGCAGCUGCACCACUUUCAACGAUUAGUGAUAGAGAUUGGUAGGUAGGUUGGUAAAUAUUCAGUAGAUGUCACAGCUCAGCAGGAUUUUCAACCUCCGUUCAUUUUUAUGUGCUUCCUUCCUUUUACGAGGUCUGUGUGAAGAGGUCAAAUGGUUUCUGACAGACAAAAGCUCUCCAAACUCAUCUCAAAUCAUGUGAAAAACUGAAUGUCCGCUUACUACUCUGACGUACGGCUGCACAGGUACUCCAGGUAAUGAGUGCAAUUCCUAUUUUGUACUUAAACACAUCUUAAUCUGGUGCAGUGACAACUGCGUUAAAAGAAAACAAGAGACAAUACCACUCUCAUGUCUGUAUGCUAACAUAUGAAGCAACAGCCAGUAGCCAAUUAUUGGAUCUCUAACAUAAAGAGUGUAAACAGGGCAUCAGCGAGUCUGGCUCUGUCUAAAGAAUCCACUAAUCUACACCUUUAACGUGCGAUUGAAAUUAUUUCUCAGUUAAUGUUCCAGCACCUAUCCCACCUUAAAACCACCACUUUUAUUUUUUUACACUUUGGAUUAAACAAAUGAGAUGUAAGAUGUGAGAUGUGCUUUAGAGAUGCUGGUCGGCAGGUUUGGUUGAACCUUUGGACAGAGCCUGUUUCCUCCUGCUUAUAGUCUUUCUGCUAAGUUAAAUGAACCGGCUGCCGACUAUACCUUCACACUUAAUGUAGACAUGACAGCGCCAACUCUUGGAAAGAAAGCCUAAUAGCAUAUUUCUGAAAAUGUCAAACUAUUUCUUUAAAGAUUUUAAUAUUUGCAGAAAGUUAAAGUUAAACUAAAGUAGAUAAUAUUCUACACUACAGUUAGAAAUUAGAGGUCAUUUUUUUUGUCAAAAGUUGCAGCACAGUAAAAUACUUAACUAACCAAAGGUGGGUGAAGAUAAAUAAAUAUCAUCUCAACACGGAAGAAAAUUAUUGUGAUUAUAAUCUCUGCAGCAUCUCCAACACAUUUUACAGUGAGAGGAAAAGUCAAACCCAUCUGAUUCUGGCAUUUUGUCAGUGAUGACUCAAACUCAAAGGAUGUCAAAAAACAGAGUAUUAUUGUAUUUAUUUUAUGUUUUUUUUGCAAUGUCAACUCCAAAAAGCUUUUACGUGUGCUUUUCUUGUUACAAAAUGCUCUGAUAGAUCUGUUCUCUUUAUAGAAAAUAGUGUGUGCAUGGCAACAUGUAGUCCCACAUGUCCCACAGCUACUGUGAGAGACGAGGUCUCUCUGUGCAGCACGUGCUUCCAAACACAAACAGCAUCAUUGUGAGAUGGUCAUAGACUCGAUUUCUUUUUCUAGACUUGUUUGUCCUGUUUUUAUGGAGGCUGGACAACAGUGGUGUGAACAGGGCGGAUGACAUCACAUGCACACACUUGAAGGUUACAUGCAAGCAGCCCUCACGCAAGCUACUAGUGCAGGACGAGUAGUACGUCUGAUGUCCAGACUUGAUCACCGGGUCAGUCAUUGUUCUUCCAGCUACAGGAGGGACCUCAGUCUCUCCGAAAUGCUGGAUGUCGCUUCCUUUUAUUCCUAUGUUGUCUGUUUCAUGUUGAUGAUGUCAAAGAUCAAUCACCCUGGAUCUUAAUAAACUGAUUUGUUACUUGGCAAA
Messenger RNA from Chelmon rostratus (copperband butterflyfish), 3785 nucleotides. RefSeq names its product ring finger protein 215 (gene rnf215). Lineage: Eukaryota; Metazoa; Chordata; Actinopteri; Chaetodontiformes; Chaetodontidae. The record is from RefSeq and is a predicted model, not a curated record. Gene Ontology annotation, molecular function: ubiquitin protein ligase activity. Gene Ontology annotation, biological process: ubiquitin-dependent protein catabolic process. The coding region runs from base 283 to 1374 and encodes 363 amino acids. The transcript has 10 exons.